AUGAUUGAUGAUGAUGAUAAGCUAGUAUUGGGGCAGAAAAAGACUGAGGAAAAUAAUGGUACAAAGAAAAUAGAGGUAGAAGGACCUCACCCUUUGCCACAUGUUCGCAAGCUACUGCCUUUAUUUCCCUAUAGAUUGAAGAAAAAAGCCAAGGAUGGAAAGUUUCUGAAGUUUAUUUCAAUACUUAAGGAAAUAUCGAUCAACAUCCCACUGGUGGAAGCGCUAGAGAAAAUGCCAGGUUAUGCCAAGUUCAUAAAAGAUUUGGUUACAAAGAAGAGGACAGUUUCUUUUGAGCCAAUCGAUAAUUUACAUCACUGUAGCGCCAUUGCUACAAGAUCAUUGGUGGAAAAGAAAGAAGUUCCAGGAACAUUCACCAUACCUUGCACCAUUGGUGCUUUUGAUUUUGCAAGGGGGUACAACGAAUCUGCAAAUGCUUUGCAGGGUGUAGGUUCACACUCAUACGCCCCCAAGAAACUUGAUCUUGACUUAAAGAAUAGGCGGAAUCCACCUGUUAAACCAUCUAUAGAGGAGCCACCUGUACUUGAGCUUAAAGAAUUGGUUGUCCAUGCUUGGUACUUCUGUGAUGAUCCAUACUUAUUCAGGAUGUGUGCCAAUAAUGUAAUCAGGAGGUGUAUCCAAGAAGCAGAAAUGUUAUGCAUUUUGGAGGCCUGCCACUCAUCACAGGUAGGUGGACACCAUAGUAGGAGCCGUACAGCACAAAAGAUACUACAAUGUGGAUACUACUGUUCUACUAUCUACAAAGAUGCACAUGACUUGGUGAAUAGUUAUGACCAGUGCCAAAGGCAGGGGAACAUAUAUAGGUGUCAAGAGCUACCUAUCAUACCAAUUCUGGAAGUAGAGUUGUUUGAUGUAUGGGGCAUCGAUUUCAUGGUUACGUUUAUAAGCUCAUAUAGGAUGAAAUACAUUCUGGUAGAGGUUGAUUAUGUCUCAAAAUGGGUGGAAGCUGUCGCUUUACCAGAUAAUGAGAGUAAGAGUGUUUCUUGUUUUCUGCGGAGAAAUAUUUUUUCCAGGUUUGGGACUCCUAGGGCUAUCAUCAGUGAUGGGGAAUCCCAUUUCUGCAAUAAGAUCUUCCAGACUCUACUGAAAAAACAUGGUGUUAGACAACACAAGGUAGCCACUCCAUAUCAUCCUCAGUCUAGUGGGAAUGUUGAAGUGUCAAACUAA
Molecule: messenger RNA, 1185 nt
Organism: Solanum dulcamara
Lineage: Eukaryota; Viridiplantae; Streptophyta; Magnoliopsida; Solanales; Solanaceae
Exons: 3
Coding region: 1-1185 (394 amino acids)
Biological process (GO): DNA integration
Molecular function (GO): nucleic acid binding
Source: RefSeq, a predicted model, not a curated record